Molecule: messenger RNA, 524 nt
Organism: Amoebophrya sp. A25
Lineage: Eukaryota; Dinophyceae; Syndiniales; Amoebophryaceae
Source: the annotation of a GenBank genome assembly
GAACAAGAAAUGACAGACAUGGAGCAGUUGCAGCAGCUGUUGCAAGGUGCAGUUCUUGGCGGCGAUCGUGGCAAUGGAGUGAAUCUCUACGCUUUCCCGAUGGAAGAUGAGUGGGGAAACUACGGAACGCCAGUUUUACAAGCAACAUUGUGGGCAGCUAGCCAGGUUUUCUCGGGCAAAUUCCCCUGUGAGGAUCUACAGCGUUGCCCGUUUUUGCCACCUGGACAAGAAGAGUUAUGCUGAGACUGGAUCAUAAUUUUUCGCUGGCUUGCAGCUGUUUAACGGGGUAUCUAAAUGCUGACAAAUUUGAAUAGCCUCCUUCGAAUCUCAAUCUUCGCAUUCCAUCUUGUAGCAAUUACCACUCCAAGUAUGAGGCUAAGGCAUCCAAAAACUUGAUCGACGACCGCUUCUAAUUUCAGACCCCAGCACAUCAACCUCCAAACCUCGUUGCAGCGCGUGGGCUUGUGCACGUACUUGGAGCUACAUUUUGAAUGGUGUGAGGCUUAUUUUUAGAGGCCAAGGAC